Molecule: messenger RNA, 1858 nt
Organism: Panicum virgatum (switchgrass)
Lineage: Eukaryota; Viridiplantae; Streptophyta; Magnoliopsida; Poales; Poaceae
Product: desmethyl-deoxy-podophyllotoxin synthase-like
Exons: 2
Coding region: 44-1642 (532 amino acids)
Molecular function (GO): heme binding; monooxygenase activity; oxidoreductase activity, acting on paired donors, with incorporation or reduction of molecular oxygen
Source: RefSeq, a predicted model, not a curated record
UCCAAAACCAUAAGAAAGAUCAAUCAGAAGGUCUGCUACUGCCAUGGAACAAGCAGCAGCAUGCUACCUCUUCAUGUUCAUGGCGCUCCUCUUCCCUCUCCUGCUCCUCAAUCUCAAGAAGAAACGUGCCGGAAAUGGCGUGAGGCUGCCGCCGGGCCCGUGGCAGCUGCCGGUGAUCGGCAGCCUGCACCACCUCCUCGGCAAGCCGCUCGUCCACCGCGCCCUCGCCGACCUCGCCCGCCGCCUGGACGCGCCGCUCAUGUACCUCCGGCUCGGCGAGGUCCCCGUCGUGGUCGCCACCUCCCCCGACGCCGCCCGCGAGAUCAUGCGCACCCACGACGUCGCCUUCGCCACGCGGCCCUGGAGCACCACCAUGAGGAUCAUGCUCGCCGACGGCUACGGGCUCGGCUUCGCGCCCUACGGCGACCACUGGCGGCAGCUCCGCAAGAUCAGCGUCCUGGAGCUCCUCAGCGCCCGCCGCGUCCAGUCCUUCCGCCGCGUCCGGGAGGAGGAGGCCGCCCGCCUCGUCGCCGCCGUCGCCGCCACCCCGCCGGGCGCCCCGGCGAACCUGACCGAGCUCAUUGCCGCGGCGAUCGCCGACUCGACGGUGCGCGCCCUCAUCGGCGACCGGUUCGGGAGGCGGGAGGAGUUCCUGGAGACGAUCGAGGAGGAGAGCAAGCUCACCUCGGGGUUCAACCUCAGCGACCUGUUCCCGUCGUCGGCGUGGCUCGUCAACUUGCUCACCGGCACGGCGCGGCGAUCGCACGCGAUGCACAAGAAGAGCAUCGAGCUCAUGGAACACGCUAUCAAGCAGCACGAGGAGCUGAGGGCCACCAUGGCGGCCAAGGGCGGAGUGGUGGAGGAGGGCGCUCUCGUGGACGUUCUCUUGAGAAUACAGAAGGAAGGUGGCCUCAAUGUGCCUCUCACCACGGGAACCAUCAAAGCUGCUAUCUUUGAUCUAUACGGCGCGGGGAGCAAGACAUCAGCAAUCACACUCCUUCUUAAUGAAAAAUGUGCCCAGGCACGGUCGCGAAAAAAAAAAUCAGCAAUCACACUCCAAUGGGCCAUGUCAGAGCUCAUCAGAAACCCGAAGGCGAUGAAGAAAGCGCAAGCCGAGGUAAGGAGCAUUCCUAAUGGAAAGCCAAAGGUGACAGAGGAUGAUCUGGGCGAGAUGAAGUACUUGAAGCUUGUCAUCAAGGAGACACUGAGGUUGCAUCCGCCGGCGCCACUUCUUAUCCCAAGGGAGUCCAUGGAGUCAUGCAAGAUCCUAGGGUAUGAUGUGCCGAAAGGCACCACGGUGCUCGUGAACGCAUGGGCGAUCGGCAGGGACCCUAGGUAUUGGGAAGAUGCCGACGAGUUCAAACCAGAGCGGUUUGAAUCCAUUUCGGUUGAUUUUAGGGGCACGGACUUUGAAUACAUACCAUUUGGCGCCGGGCGAAGGAUCUGCCCGGGAAUACAGUUUGCGCAGGCAAACAUGGAGCUCGUGCUCGCUGCCCUGUUGUAUCACUUCGACUGGAAGGUGGCUUCUGGGUUGAAGCCAAGCGAGUUGGACAUGGCGGAGGAGAUGGGCCUGACCAUUCGGAGGAAGAACAGCCUGCUCCUGUAUCCCGUCGUCCGUGUGCCGCCCCAAGCCAUGCCGUAGCUGCUAUACGAGCAUCACGUACUUGCCUUCAAUUGCUCCCGAUUUCCCGAAGUGAACAUGGAUUCCUAUAUAUGCAGCUCUGUCUACAAUUCUAUCUACAGUGUAACAAAUAUGUGUACGCUUUUUUCUAUAGCCUCAUUAGAAAAGGAAAAAAAUAGUAUAUUAUUAUCUUCUCUUUGAUAUGAUCCCAAUUAUGGGGCAUGCAUGUAUGCAAUA